AUGUGCUACAAUGAGAAUGAAUGCAAUCCGGAAACUGGAGAAUGCGAAUGUGUUGGUUUCACUGGAGAACACUGUGAUGAACCCUGCCCGCGGGGCACAUUUGGCAAAGGGUGCGCAGAAAAGUGUGAUUGCGAGCAAGAGGCCUACUGCCAUCCGACUAAUGGCACGUGCAUUUGCCCUGAGGGCUUCAAAGGAGAACACUGCGAUCAGAAGAUUUGCCCGUUCGAUCGUUUUGGGCUGCACUGCGAGAAGGAAUGUGCCUGCAAUGUGAACAACACUAAGCUGUUAGUGCCCUCUUUGAAUUCUUAA
Molecule: messenger RNA, 309 nt
Organism: Gongylonema pulchrum
Lineage: Eukaryota; Metazoa; Nematoda; Chromadorea; Rhabditida; Gongylonematidae
Source: the annotation of a GenBank genome assembly